CUACGCUCUGACAUUCAUGAACAUUCUGGGCUCAUGAAGGUAGGGGUACAACUAGCGCUCUCUUUUGGAUCAUCUCGAGGAAGCACCGUACAUCAACCGUAUUUGCAUUUUAGAGUGUAUAUCCCCCAUCUCGUCCCCUACUUAGCCACGAGGCUAGCUUGCGGUCAUUACUACCAUGGCGCAAGCACUUAAUACCAUUUACAAGUGGGCCGUUCCCGCAGCCGUUGCCCUCAGCAUCGGGCAAGCCUCUAUGUACGAUGUCAAAGGUGGCACCCGCGCCGUCAUCUUCGACAGGUUGUCUGGUGUCAAGGAGGAGGUCGUCAACGAGGGGACUCACUUCCUGAUCCCCUGGCUACAGAAGAGCAUCAUAUAUGAUGUGCGCACGAGGCCGAGAAACAUAUCCACGACAACCGGAAGCAAAGACCUGCAGAUGGUUAGCUUGACGCUGAGAGUACUGCACAGGCCAGAGGUUACUAUGCUGCCUAAGAUCUAUCAGAACCUUGGCCAAGAUUACGAUGAGCGUGUGCUGCCUUCCAUCGGUAACGAAGUCCUCAAGUCCGUCAUUGCGCAGUUCGAUGCCGCCGAACUCAUCACACAACGUGAAGCCGUUUCGAACCGCAUCCGCACCGACCUACUUCGCCGCGCUCAGGAGUUCCACAUCAACCUCGAGGAUGUUUCAAUUACACAUAUGACUUUCGGCAAGGAAUUCACUCGUGCCGUUGAGGACAAGCAGAUUGCGCAACAGGAAGCCGAGCGGGCACGCUUCAUCGUCGAGAAAGCGGAACAGGAGAGGCAGGCUAGCGUUAUCCGGGCUGAAGGUGAAGCCGAGGCCGCUGAAACGAUUUCAAGGGCGGUCGCAAAGAGCGGCGAUGGGUUGAUCCAGAUUCGACGCAUUGAGACGCAGAAGGAGAUUGCGCAGAUGAUGGCACAGAAUCCGAAUGUAACUUGGGUGCCUAGUGGUCAGGGGGGCGGCGACGGCAAGAGUGGUGGUAAUUUCUUGUUGGGCCUGCGAUGAGGAGGGGAAGCUGGAUUUGUGGGCACCUUGUAAAGAUAUUGGGAUCCCAGAGGAAGUAACAGAGCGCGGCAUGGCAUAGCGUGUUACUAUGGUGUCGUUCUUUGCGCAAGUAUAUUUCAAGGACAAAGAUCAACUAUCUAGCAUGUAGGCAUAUACAGAAAUGUCGAUUGAUUCUCCUCUUUUAA
Messenger RNA from Verruconis gallopava, 1200 nucleotides. Its product is annotated as prohibitin-1. The record is from RefSeq and is a predicted model, not a curated record. Gene Ontology annotation, cellular component: mitochondrion; membrane. The transcript is spliced from 2 exons. Bases 176 to 1015 code for a protein of 279 amino acids. Gene Ontology annotation, biological process: mitochondrion organization. Lineage: Eukaryota; Fungi; Ascomycota; Dothideomycetes; Venturiales; Sympoventuriaceae.